GCAGCGCGCAGCAGGUAAACUGGUUCCACAUGGCCGGUGGAGCUGCAGCGCGCGCCGGAGCUCUCCUUGUGCAGCAGAAGACCGUCCCCGAGCCCCGGAGCACCGAGCGGGGCCACCCACCACCACCUGCCCCGAGAGACACUGCGGCGGCCCGAGAGCUCCAGGUUACCGGUCUGUGCGCGCGAUGCGGAGCGGCCAGUGAGCAGCGCGGAGUGAGACGUUCAGGGACACAAAGGAAACCUCCAGGAGACCACCGGGCUGCCGGCGGCAUGGACCCCCGGCUGCUGUGCUGCGAGGGGGCCAGGCCCGUCAUCCGGAGGGCCUACCGGGACCACAACCUGCUGAACGCCCGGGUCCUGGACGCGCUGCUGCGGGCCGAGGACAAGUACCUCCCGGCGGCCAACUACUUCAAGUGCGUCCAGAGGGAAGUGGCUCCGUACAUGAGGAGGAUCGUGGCCACCUGGAUGCUGGAGGUGUGCGAGGAGCAGAAGUGCGAGGAGGAGGUGUUCCCCCUGGCCAUGAACUACAUGGACCGCUUCCUGUCCGUGGAGCCCACCAGGAAGAGCCAGCUGCAGCUGCUGGGCGCCGCCUGCAUGUUCCUGGCCUCCAAGCUGAGGGAGAGCGCCCCGCUCUCGGCCCGCACGCUGUGCGUCUACACGGACCGCUCCGUCACGCCGGCCCAGCUGCUGCACACGGAGCUGCUGGUCCUCAACAAGCUGAAGUGGGACCUGGCCUCGGUGACGCCGCUGGACUUCAUCGACCACUUCCUGUCUCAGCUGCCGGGAGGGAGGGAGAACAGGAGCGUCCUCCGCAAGCACGCACACACCUUCGUGGCGCUGUGUGCCACAGACGUGAACUUCAUCGCCAGCCCCCCCUCCAUGGUGGCGGCGGGCAGCAUGGUGGCGGCGGUGGAGGGCCUGCAGGCCAGGAUGGAGGGCAGCGCCGCCGCGUCUCAGAAGCUGACGGAGCAGCUGGCGCUGGCCAUCCGGAGCGACCCGGACUGUCUCCGGGCGUGUCGGGAGCAGAUCGAGUCGCUGCUGGAGACCAGCCUCCGACAGGCUCGGCAGCCGCGACACGCGGUUGCCAUGGAAACCAAGAACAUCGGCGAGGGGCAGGACCUCUCGACCACGCCCACAGACGUCCGGGACGUCAACAUCUGAUCGGGCGCCGCCACGUGCUGCUAACGAGGAACUGGACCGGGCAGCCAAUCAGAACCUCUUCAGACAAAGACCUGUGGGGGCGGGGCCUAAAGGACCCCGUGACCUCAAGCCGUCUGCCGGGGCUUCUCACGCUGAAACCUCGUGGUGCGUUCAGGCGUUCUUUGGCUCGUAUUUAUGGACACAAUAAAAGUAAUUUGCAAAUGUGUCGAGCGACUCGCUGGUUCUGAAGCGUUGAGCAUCCAAUCAGAGCAGGACUCGCCUGGAGAGCAGCAGCUGAGAACGCCUCCUUGUUGUUUGUUGACAGUCAUGUUGUUGUCUCGUGUGCUCCGAGUCUUCAUCGUCUGAAGACGUCUUCAUCUGUUUGAUGGACGUCCACCUGAAGAGCGACGAGUCGAUUCCUGUCACCAGAAGAAAUUGUUCAAAGAACUAUUUAUUUCACCGUGUGAGCUGUAAUGUUCGCUUCACAGGACAGGUGACGUCACCUGUCCCGCUGGACAGGUGACGUCACCUGGAAGGUGUUUGAACUGCCAACUGAAACCAGUGUUCAGAUGGGGUGCAGUACCCCGCUGCACCACCAGAGGGAGCUCUGGACCACAGCUGUUCAGGACAGAGACACCAGCUGGCCUUAUUUAUUCUUCAGCUGCUUUACAUCCUCCUCUCCUUCUCUCUCCUCUACGAUGGACUUCUGUAGUUAUUUUUGUAUUCGGGGCGCGUCAUGACAUAAGUGUGUGUGUGUGAAGAUGAAUUAAAGGAGAGAUGAUGACA
Messenger RNA from Pseudoliparis swirei, 1925 nucleotides. RefSeq names its product G1/S-specific cyclin-D1-like. Gene Ontology annotation, cellular component: nucleus; cytoplasm; cyclin-dependent protein kinase holoenzyme complex. The record is from RefSeq and is a predicted model, not a curated record. The coding region runs from base 30 to 1160 and encodes 376 amino acids. The transcript has 5 exons. Gene Ontology annotation, biological process: mitotic cell cycle phase transition; positive regulation of G1/S transition of mitotic cell cycle; regulation of cyclin-dependent protein serine/threonine kinase activity. Gene Ontology annotation, molecular function: cyclin-dependent protein serine/threonine kinase regulator activity. NCBI's taxonomy places the organism in Eukaryota, Metazoa, Chordata, Actinopteri, Perciformes, Liparidae.